Astrephomene gubernaculifera is the source of this 4705-nucleotide messenger RNA. NCBI's taxonomy places the organism in Eukaryota, Viridiplantae, Chlorophyta, Chlorophyceae, Chlamydomonadales, Astrephomenaceae. The record is from the annotation of a GenBank genome assembly.
AAACGACAAUUGCAGUAGAUACAUAAUUUGUCAGAACGCGGCAUGGCUCUUGUUGCCUUAUCGAUUGUUUACGUAGGGCCGUCUGCUGGCCCAUAGAAGUUUAGUUGCUUUGCAAAGGCUUCUAUUUUCUAGGGGGCUAACAUCCUAUUUGUCUGCCAGGGCUGAGGCCCUUUGGCAGCCAUGUUUCUUUACUCCCUUACUCUAAGUCGGGCCUCUGGCAUUCAGAGCGCCGUGUAUGGCAACUUCUCAGCGCCCAAGGCGCAGGAGGUGGUGGUGUCGCGCGGGAAAAUACUGGAGUUGCUAAGGCCUAAUGAAAAUGGAAAGAUGCAGACCGUGGUGGCGACAGAGGUGUUUGGCUGCAUCCGCUCGAUGGCGGCAGUGCGCUUGACAGGCUCCAACAUGGACCACUUGGUCGUGGGUUCUGACUCCGGCAGGAUCAUCCUGUUGAAAUUCAACAAGGAUAAGAAUGUCUGGGUCAAGGUGCACCAGGAGACCUUCGGGCGAUCGGGGUGCCGACGCAUCGUGCCUGGCCAGUAUGUGGCAGUGGACCCCAAGGGCCGUGCCUGCAUGGUGGGAGCCGUGGAGAAGCAGAAGUUCGUGUACGUCCUGAACCGCGAUGCAGCAGCCAACCUUACUAUCUCCUCUCCGCUGGAGGCACACAAAUCCCACCACAUUACCUUCAGCAUAUGCGGCAUGGACUGCGGCUUCGACAACCCCAUCUUCGCAGCCAUAGAGCUGGAUUACGCUGAAGCUGACCAGGACCCCACGGGCGAGGCGGCCUCCAUGGCCCAAAAGCACCUCACCUUUUACGAGAUGGACCUGGGUCUGAACAACGUGGUGCGCAAGUGGACGGAGCCGGUGGACAACGGAGCCAACCUGCUGGUGGCGGUGCCGGGCGGCGCGGACGGCCCGGGCGGCGUGCUGGUGUGUGCGGAGAACUUCAUCAUCUACAAGAACCAGGAUCACGAGGAGGUGCGUGCCGUCAUCCCCCGCCGCAGCGACCUGCCGGGCGACCGCGGUGUGCUCAUCGUGAGCUAUGCCACCCACAAGAAGAAGGCGUACUCGUUCUUCCUGGUGCAGAGCGAGUACGGCGACAUCUACAAGGUGACGCUGUCGUACGAGGGCGAGGCGGUGACGGAGCUGAAGAUCAAGUACUUUGACACCAUCCCGCCCUGCAGCUCCAUCGCGGUGCUCAAGACGGGCUUCCUGUUCGCGGCCAGCGAGUACGGCAACCACGCGCUGUACCAGUUCGUGGGCACCGGCGAGGACGAUGACGACGUGGAGAGCAGCAGUGCCACACUGGUGCAGUCGGAGGAGGGCUUCCAGCCGGUGUUCUUCGAGCCGCGGCCGCUGAAGAACCUGCUGCUCAUUGACGAGAUGGCCUCGCUCAUGCCCAUCACAGACAUGAAGGUUGCCAACCUGCUGAACGAGGAGAUCCCGCAGAUCUACGCGCUGUGCGGCCGCGGCCCGCGCGCCUCGCUGUCCGUGCUGCGCCCUGGUCUGGCGGUGACGGAGCUGGCGGUGAGCCCGCUGCCCGGCGCCCCCACCGCCGUGUGGACGGUGCGGCGCAGCGUGACGGACGAGUUCGACGCGUUCAUCGUGGUGUCGUUCGCGAAUGCCACUCUGGUGUUCAGCAUCGGCGAGGAGGUGAAGGAGACCAACGAGAGCGGCUUCCUGGGCACCGUGCCCACCCUGCACACGCAGCUGCUGGCGGACAGCUCCAUGCUGCAGGUGUACCCGGGUGGUCUGCGCCACAUCCGCCCCGACCGCCGCAUCAACGAGUGGAAGGUGCCCGGGCGCCGCAACAUCAAGGCGGCCGCAUCCAACGAGAAACAGGUUGCCAUCGCGCUGCAGGGCGGCGAGGUGACCGUGUUCGAGCUGGACCCCGCCACUGGGCUGCUGGUGGAGGCUGAGAAGCGCGACCUGGCUGAGGACGUGUGCUGCCUGGAGCUGCCGCCGGUGCCGGAGGGGCUGGUGCGCGCCUCCUUCCUGGCGGUGGGCACAUACGACCAGACGGUGCGGGUGCUGUCACUGGACCCGGGGCAGGGGCUGAAGAACCUGGCGGUGCAGGCACUGAACUCCGUCCCCGAGAGCAUCCUCAUGCUCUACAACUCCGGCCCCGGCGCCGACCGCUCCUUGGAGGGCGGCCUCUUCCUGCACGUGGGCCUGCAGAACGGCAUCCUCAUCCGCUCCGAGGUGGACCGCAUCACGGGGCAGCUCACCGACUCGCGCACCCGCUUCCUGGGCACCAAGGCCCCCAAGCUGUUCGCGGCCAGUGUGCGCGGCAGCCGCUGCAUGCUGGCGCUGUCCAGCCGGCCGUGGCUGGGGUACAAUGAUCAGGGGCGGUUCAACCUGUCGCCGCUGUCGUACGAUGCGCUGGAUUAUGCCUCGGGCUUUGCCUCCGACCAGUGCCCCGAGGGCUUCGUGGCGGUGGUGAAGAGCACCCUUCGCAUCCUGGCGGUGGAGAACGUGGGCGACGCCUUCAACACGCAGGCCUGCCGGCUGCGCUACACGCCGCGCCGGCUGCUGAUCCACCCCGAGACGCGGCUGCUGCUGAUCGCGGAGGCGGACCAUGCGGCCAUCCCGCUGGCGGAGCGGGAGGACCUGCAGGCCAAGAUGGCGGCCAUGAUGAGCGAGGAGGGGGCGCCGGUGCAGGGUGUGGAGUUCAACGACGAGCUGGCCGCGCUGGAGGAGCAGUUCGGCGCUCCCAAGGGCCAGCCGGGCCAGUGGGCGGGCUGCCUGCGGGUGGUGGACCCCGCCACGCUGUCCACCGUGUUCGUGACGGAGGUGGACAACAACGAGGCCAUCGUGUCCAUGGCGCUGGCGGACCUGGCGCUGCCCGCGGGGGGAGCCGGCGUGGGAGGGCCGCAGGGGGGCACCGAGAAGCUGCUGGUGGUGGGGUGCGCCAAGGGGCUGAGGUACAUGCCCACAGACUGCGAAGCCGCCUACAUCCGCAUCUACCGCCUAGCCGACAGCGGCAAGCGACUGGAACUCGUACACAAGACGGUGGUAGACGGCGGCGUGCCGGGGGCGCUAUGCGGCUUCAAGGGCCGCCUGCUCGCCGGCGUAGGGCCCACACUGCGCCUCUACGACCUGGGCAAGAAGAAGCUGCUGCGCAAGUGCGAGUACAACCGCCUGCCGCACCAGAUCAUGAGCAUCCAGGUGCAGGGCCCGCGCAUCUACGUGGGCGACGCGCAGGAGUCGGUGCACAUGAUGCGCUACAAGAAGACCGACAACUCCUUCUACAUAUUCGCGGACGACAUCGCGCCCCGCUACCUGACGUCGGUGCUGCCGCUGGACUACGACACGCUGGCGGCGGGCGACAAGUUCGGCAACCUGGUGGUGCUGCGGCUGCCGCGGGAGGCCUCGCAGCAGGUUGAGGACGACCCCACGGGCGGCAAGAUGGCCACUGCCAGCGGGCGGCUCAACGGCGCCCCGCACAAGCUGGAGGAGCUGGUCAAGUUCCACGUGGGCGACUCCAUCACCUGCCUGCAGCGGGCGGAGAUGCAGGCGGGAGGGCAGGAGGUGCUGCUGUACGGCACCGCCAUGGGCGCCAUCGGCGUGCUGUACCCCUUCUCCAACCGGGAGGACGUCGACUUCUUCGGACACCUGGAGAUGCACCUGCGGCAGGAGCACCCGCCGCUGUGCGGGCGCGACCACCUGGCCUUCCGCUCCGCCUACUUCCCAGUGCGCAACUGCGUGGACGGAGACCUGUGCGGCCAGUACGCGUCGAUCCCCGCCAAGAAGCAGCAGAUGAUUGCGGAGGCCAUGGACCGCACGCCGGGUGAGAUGCUUAAGAAGCUGGAGGACAUCCGCAACAAGAUCUUGUAGACGGGCUGGCUGGCUGUGCAGUGGCCAUGAACUAUAGGAUGCUGCUGCUGUCACCCCAUGGUGGUUGGGGUGGUGGUGGUUCUAAUUAGUAGUGCUUGCUUUUGGGCGCUUUGGGCAGCGGACGCGCACGUUGUACAUGUUUCUCCUGGGUGUGGUACACGCGGGCUGGAGCCGCCUACUCACCACGUCACUCAGGGAGUUGGGAGGGAACCGAGUUGCGUGGGGCAUGGGUCGGUCAGGUGCUAGCAACUGAAUGGGGGGGGAGUGUUGACAUGAGCCUCUAGGGGUGUGCAGCCGGACUUGAGGAGUUGCAUAGGGCUGCCAUUUGUUUCAUUAUCUAUGACGCCGCUGUCUUGGGGUGCAUUUGAGGCAAGGGGGCAAACCCUGAGGCAUCGGCGAGAGUGCACAUGCAUGUAUGUUUCUUUUACGCUUUACGCUAGGUAGGAUAAGAACUAUUGGGUUUGGGGACUUGCAUUUGUUUUCCGGGACAAGAGCCUAUGGGCCACUCAACUCCCGCUGAUGAGCCAGCCGUGGAGCAGGCCUGGUUACCAGCCCCUCUGGUUGGGCAAGAACAUACCGGUAUUCAGACCCAUGGGACUUCAACGACCCCUGCAAACUGAUUUUCGAGGAAGGUGGGCCAGCUUGAACGCGCGGUGGGUUGCCACAGUUGAUGGCGGGUACACGCCUUUGAUGGAUGGAGCGGAGGUGUGCGAAUCUGGCGUUGGAAGGCGCUACGGCGCCUACCACCAUACUUGUGCCUCGUUUGUGGUCUUCGGACAGUACUGAUGUACUGUGAAGAGCGUGCAACCCCCGCAUGACAGCGACGUGAGGCGUGUGCGGUUUGUGGGUGGGGUGCGUCUUUCGGCGGGCUACC